AUCAAUACUGUGUAGAGUCCAUUCGGCUGGGUUGCCAGAAUGUCGAAUGAGGGCGACAUAAAAUUUAUAAAGUGUGUGGUUGUCGGGGAUGGGGCGGUGGGUAAGACUUGUAUGUUAAUGAGCUACGCCACUAACAAGUUCCCCACGGAGUACGUACCCACUGUGUUCGACAAUUAUGCAGUCAAUGUAAAAGUAAAAGAACAAGAUUAUCAGCUGGGACUGUUUGACACCGCGGGUCAGGAGGAAUAUCAGGGACUACGUCUUUUGUCAUACCCAGGAACCCAUGUGUUUCUCAUGUGCUUCUCUGUAGUGAUGCCAGAAUCCUUGAAAAAUUUAGAACUAAAAUGGAUUCCUGAAGUGCGACACCAAGUUCCAGAAGCCGCUUACAUUUUAGUGGGAACACAAGUUGACUUAAGAGACGAUGAAAAAAUAGGUCAAAAGCUACAAAAACGGCGACAAAAACCAGUGACGUUAGAAGAGGGACAGAAAAUGGCGAAAAAGUUAAAUUGUGACUGUUAUGUCGAAUGUUCAGCAUUAACGCGACAAGGCUUAAAGGACGUCUUUGACGAAGCCCUUAUAGCAGUGUUAGAUCCGAAAGUAAAGAAAAAAGCAUCGUCAGGCCGUAGAUUUAAGUGUGCAAUUCUGUGAUCAAGCUUUGAUUUCCGUGGCUAGUCUCUUAGAAUACAAGGAAGUUCCCCUGGCUGACUUCCGUAUAUCUGGUUUAACAGUGCUAAUUCUGGUUUCAAACAUACUUCUAGUGCCUUGUUUAAGCAAACUAAAAUAAAAUAAAACAGAAACGUCCAUUUCCAUUUUGACAUAAUAUAUGUUGACGUUCAACUCUAAAUAAUAUUACACGAUUUUGUAGAAGAUACACAUUCGAUAUGUUUUAAUUAAAUUUUCAACGAAUUAAUUAUUUGAAUACUAGUACUAGUAAUCGUAAAUAUGAAGAUUAUUUCAAGACCAAACAUUUAAGAAAACAAAUGGUGCACUAAGUUUACGUUUACAUUGUCUCGACCACUGAUUAAAUGUACUAAUUUUAUAAUUAUAACAUUUUGUAAUAUCUUGAUCAGUAUUUUUAUUUAAUGCUUUUUUUUUUUUUUUUUACACUUGAUUGUUAUGAACCCCUAGUUUGGCCUGUGUACAUGUAGAUCCUGUGUAUGCAUUUGUCUUCCUUUCUUUCCUUGCUGACUUUGUUAUGUUUUUAUGAUAAUUUAUGAAGUGUUCACUUUUUUUUAAUUUUAUGAAUAUUGAUGUUAACAAUUUAAGAUUUUACUUAAUUAUAAUUCAAUUAAAUCGUAUAAAGUCACA
Messenger RNA from Saccostrea cuccullata (small rock oyster), 1308 nucleotides. Its product is annotated as cdc42 homolog. The transcript has 3 exons. The coding region runs from base 40 to 648 and encodes 202 amino acids. Lineage: Eukaryota; Metazoa; Mollusca; Bivalvia; Ostreida; Ostreidae. Gene Ontology annotation, molecular function: protein kinase binding; GTP binding; GTPase activity. Gene Ontology annotation, biological process: establishment or maintenance of cell polarity; Cdc42 protein signal transduction; endocytosis. The record is from RefSeq and is a predicted model, not a curated record.